This is a messenger RNA of Alnus glutinosa, 1698 nucleotides long. RefSeq names its product hydroxycinnamoyl-CoA:piscidic acid hydroxycinnamoyltransferase-like. The coding region runs from base 44 to 1393 and encodes 449 amino acids. Lineage: Eukaryota; Viridiplantae; Streptophyta; Magnoliopsida; Fagales; Betulaceae. Gene Ontology annotation, molecular function: acyltransferase activity, transferring groups other than amino-acyl groups. The record is from RefSeq and is a predicted model, not a curated record. The transcript has a single exon.
AGGUUUAAAGCAUAGAAAUCCAUAUACUGAAGUCUGAACAAAAAUGAUAACCUUCAAGUCUACUUCCCUAAUCGUUCCAAGCGAGGCUACCCCAAAUGGCCUAUUAUCGUUAUCGGAGUACGACCAAGCGAAGCAGUGGACUCAUACACCUCUCAUCAUCAUUUACAAACCCAACGAUAACAAAACCAUACCAUUUUCAAUUGAGACAAUGAAAAAUUCCUUAAGCCGUGCAUUGGUUCACUACUACCCACUAGCUGGCCGGCUACACUGGAUCGAAGGAGGCCGACUAGAGCUUCAUUGCAACGCCAUGGGAGCGCAACUGUCGGAAGCUUACUCUGAAGCAAAACUGGAUGAAUUUGGUGAUUUUACACCCAACGGGAUAAUCAAACAUCUUUUCCCUAGAAUUGAUUAUACUACUACUUCAAUUGAGGAGCAGCCCUUGUUGCUGGUGCAAGUAACAAGAUUUCCUUGUGGUGGCCUUUGUGUUGGGACAGCCAUAUCGCACAUUGUGGCUGAUGGACUGGCUGCAAUGAACUUCACCAACGCAUGGGCUAAGUUGGCUCGUGGAGAGGAUCUGGGGUGCGAUGAGAUGCCAUUUCACGAUCGAACCAUGUUGCAAUCAUGUGAAGCACCGCGUUUUGAUCAUAUAGCGUUUUCAAAACCACCACUCUUAAUAGGUUGCUCUGACACUAAAGCAGAGCAAAAGAAGGAGACUAGUGCUGCCUUACUGAAAGUCACCAAAGAGCAAGUUGAGGAACUACAGAAGAAAGCCAAUCAAAACAUGGUACUGUCGGCACGACCCUAUUCUAGAUUCGAGGCUGUCGCUGGCCACGUCUGGAGGUGUGCAUGUAAGGCACGUGCUGGCGAUAAUUGUCAACCAACAAGAGUUCGCCUCGGAGCCGACGGCCGCAAUCGGUUCAAACCACCUCUCCCUCAAGGAUACUUUGGGAAUGCAGUCUUCGAUGCGGUGACAUCGACAUGUCUUUAUGCUGACCUCUUGUCCAAGCCAUUGGGUUUUGCUGCUGGGAAACUGAGGGAAGCAAUCGAGGGAGUUACAGAUGAGUACAUAAAAUCCAUUCUUGAUUUUGUAACUAGUCAAAAAGAUGUGGGUCAUCUGAGGAAAAACUUCCACAUCAGGGGAUACACAGAAGCACCCUUCUUAGGGAACCCCAAUGUUAAUACCGACAGCUGGAUCAGUUUGCCAUUUUAUGGUGUAGAUUUUGGAUGGGGAAAGCCUGUAUACGUGGGUCCAGGGAUCUUGCAUUCUGAUGGCAAGAUGAUUAUCAUGCGAGAUCCUGCAGAUGAAGGAUCUCUCGUCAUAGCAUUGUGUUUGCAAACACAAUGCGUGGAUUCUUUUAAAGAGUUCUUCUACGAGGAUAUAUAUGAUCUAUAAGAAGCCAUCUGCCAAGUAGCAGUGAUCAUGAGGAUGGAUCUUUGGUGGUUAAUUGGCUUAUAUAUAUGUUAAUUUUUUUUUGUUUUUUUUUUAUUUCAUUUAGGUCAUCUUUUGAUGCAGAAGAGAUCAAGGCUCCCUCUAAGUAAUUCACGUGGAUGGAUGGGAGUAGAAAAGUUUGAACGUGCAUGGAGGCAGCAACCAAAUUGUAUAUGCUUUAUUUCUUUGUUAGUUUAAGCUGGUUUAUGAUUUCUUUUACGAGUUUUGGUUGGUUUAUGGUAUUUUAAGGAACUAUUGCUCAUUAGUAA